AUGGCCCUUUAUGAUAUCGGGUUAUUGGUGAACUUUAUUUUGUUAAUUCUAUCUUCCACAAAUAUAGAGUGCAAUAAAGCCGUUUUUAAGACAACUAUUUAAGGUUUAUUAUGACUCACGGGAUACUACAUGGCCCAUUAUCUGGUAUGGUAUCGACAAAUAUAGUCUUAAAUAAAAACUGAAUUAUCAUACCUAAAAACAAAUAGUUCCAUAAUAAGUUCCUUUAAUACAUUGUGUUUGCUUGGGGAAUAAUUGAAAAUAUAUUUCUUCAUAUAAAAUGUAUACAUGAUGUACGUAUUUUAUGUGUUUAUGCAUAAACAUCAUCACAUACACUAUUAUUUUAUUAUUGUAAUUACAUUAUAUUCUUGUUAUUUUGUCUAAGAAAAAAGUCUUGUUUAUCUUUGGAUAAAUAUAUCGGAAUAUCUAAAAAGAGAUCAAUAGACAUACCUUACUUACUGGACGGCAAAUGGUAACACUGUCAAGUGAUUGUAAAUUAUGCUUGAGAGAAGACUAUAUACUUGAAAUCGUCGAAUUUUAAAAGCGGAAUAAGAAAGAAUAUGAAAAUCAAAAUUGACAAAAGUUUGUUCUGUGGUUUAGUGUUAGUUUUUAUUACAAUAUAUAUCUGCAAACUUCAUAAAUUUACUUUGGAAUCAUUAUUGUCGGAGGUGACUGAAGAUGAUUUUGGAAAGCCUUACAGAGAAUACGAACGGUUUGUAAGCACUAUUGGAGUAAAUUGCCAAAACAAAACAAGAUGCGGGCCCAAAGCAGAGUCAGGAUACACUGUUUGCAUGGACAGCCCGUUUAAACCCAAGAAGCCAUGUCUCGUUUAUUCUUUUGGAUCGCACUUUAUGUUUGGAUUUGAAAUUGAUGUCAUGCAGAAGUUCAAAUGUGAAAUCCAUACUUUCGACCCAAGUAUCCCAAUAGCUGGGCAUCAUAUUCCGGACGGCAUUCAUUUUCAUCUGAUUGGGCUAUCAGAAGCCGACUCUAAGAGCAAACUAGGUUGGGAAAUGAGGGAGCUUUCAACCAUUCGGAAGAACUUAAACCAUACUGAUACAAUCUUAGAUAUUCUGAAGUUAGACAUAGAAGGAUACGAGUGGAAAGCAAUCCCACAGAUUAUUUCAUCCGGAUGUUAUAAAUAUGUCAGGCAACUUGUUAUAGAAGUUCACUUUGGAAAGGUGAAGAAAAGCUUAGAUAAAGAUGGAUACAUUAUAGUAAAGCCCGAAUACUGGGGCAAUGUAAACACAUCUCAACAACUGGAAGUUCUAAUACAGCUUCAGAAUAGCGGUUUUCAAGUGUUUCAUUAUGCAAGAAAUCCGCGAACAAGAAUGAGAUUUCCCGAUUCUUAUAAUCAGAGUAUAUUUACCUGUAAUGUCAUUUCGUUGAUCAAUAUCAAUUUAAACGAAGUCACAACAAAUGUUUUUGGAUGAGCAUCAAACUUCAUUUAACGAAUAUGAAGGAAUCGUAAACAGAUUAACGUAUACUUGCAUGGGAAAACAGAAGAUUGACAUCGAAACAUGGAUUAAUAAGAAACCAGAAGAGACCGAUAAUAAUAUGUAAACAAUAGUCCUAAUAUAAAUGAUAAUGUGAGCAGAGGGACAAAUGUGCUUGUAAAUCAAUUGAAAACAUUUAUCGGUCAAUAAACUUGUAUGUUGCUAUGAUUUGAAAUUUCGUUAAAUUGUACCAAUAAUUGUCAACAUAGGUCAUGCUUUUGCAUAAAAUUUUAUAUAUUUAAA
Messenger RNA from Mercenaria mercenaria, 1733 nucleotides. RefSeq names its product probable methyltransferase-like protein 24. NCBI's taxonomy places the organism in Eukaryota, Metazoa, Mollusca, Bivalvia, Venerida, Veneridae. The record is from RefSeq and is a predicted model, not a curated record. The coding region runs from base 558 to 1427 and encodes 289 amino acids. The transcript is spliced from 6 exons.